Molecule: messenger RNA, 1350 nt
Organism: Oldenlandia corymbosa var. corymbosa
Lineage: Eukaryota; Viridiplantae; Streptophyta; Magnoliopsida; Gentianales; Rubiaceae
Source: the annotation of a GenBank genome assembly
AUGGCGAAGCUGAAGACGGAUUCUCCGCUGGCUCGUCGAAUUGCCAACUCUAUCCUCCACUUCCUCAACUCCGUUGAGCCUGCAUCUGGUGUUGAUGAAGAAGGACUUGAGGUUGCUAAGGAGUGUUUGUCAGAAGCAUUUAAGAUUGAUUUGUCAUCUAUAGGAACCGUGUCAACCUCCGAGUCCCUGGUUGACAUGUUUAGUUCUAGGCAACAGAUGGGUCGUGUUGUUGGAUCCCGGAGAGAUCUUCCAGGCCCAAGCUCAGCAGGAAAUUCUGCUGCUGCUAAUGCAACACAAUCUCAGGUUGAUGGUAGCUCUGGGCCGGAUCAUUCCUUUGGAACAUCGAAGGAUGAGCUUUUUGGCCAAUAUUUUGGUGCCCUGGAGAAAAUCCACUAUUUUAGUAUGCCUGAUGGGAAUGAUGAUCAGGCUCGGAUGGACAGAGCUACACAUAUUUUCUACAAAGCAUUGGAGGAAAUGCAAAGAUCUGGAUGUGAGACAUUUGAUCGAAGAAACUUAGCAGACACUUUGAAAGUUCAAGGUAACAAGACCAUGCAGAUAAAACUUUACCAUGAUGCUAUAGAGCUGUAUACUUUUGCCAUAGCACUAUGCGAGGACAAUGCUGUUUACUACUGCAAUAGGGCUGCUGCUUAUACCCAGAUCGCAUGCUAUCAACAAGCUAUGAGAGAUUGUCUGAAAUCCAUUGAAAUUGACCCAAACUAUAGCAAAGCUUACAGUCGCCUAGGAUUUGUUUAUUAUGCUCAAGGGAGGUACAGGGAUGCUAUUGAUGAAGGAUUUAUUAAAGCUUUGAGGCUGGAUCCUAAUAAUACUUCCGUGAAAGAGAAUAUUCGGGCCGCAGAGGCAAGAUUGAGAGCUCAGCAACAAAGGACAGGGCAAAAUCAAGGUUCUACUUCAACAAGUCAGCAGUCUGCCAGAUCGAGAAGUCAUUCGGUGCCCCCUCAAUUUAACUUUCAGAUACCAACUAUUCCCGUUGACCUAGCUAAUAUGCUUAGGAAUAUGGCUUCGAGUGUGCCCCAAGGACAAAAUUUUCAAAGUGGGCAAGAAGGGGCAUCUGUUGAUAUAGGCAGCAUGUUUAGGAAUAUGGCUUCAAAUGUGUCCCAGGGGCAAAGCUUCCAAACUGGGGGACCAGAAUCCGUACCCACCAAUAUGCCAAAUAAUCCGGAAAUCAGGAUAGAUGGAGAUGUGAAUCUAGAUUUUGUUGAUGAAAUGCCUGCAGAUUUAUCUGGGGCAUUAUCUGGAGCACUGAGGUCUGUCAGGGAGAUGUUAUCGGGUGGAGCACCUCAAGGAAAUCCAGAAGAACAUAAUGAAAGGGAAAGGCAAUCCCCAAGUUGA